Salpingoeca rosetta is the source of this 2184-nucleotide messenger RNA. RefSeq lists its product as uncharacterized. Gene Ontology annotation, molecular function: magnesium ion transmembrane transporter activity. The transcript is spliced from 4 exons. The record is from RefSeq and is a predicted model, not a curated record. NCBI's taxonomy places the organism in Eukaryota, Choanoflagellata, Craspedida, Salpingoecidae. Gene Ontology annotation, biological process: magnesium ion transport. Bases 85 to 2184 code for a protein of 699 amino acids.
CGACAAGCUUGGGGCGUUCGAAGUGCCCGCAGGACUCGAAUAGAGAAGUCGUGGGUGCUGUUGCGAAUCGCCAACAACCACACCAUGGAAGGCGACGAAGAUGAUCAGCAGCAACGGCAGCAGCAGCAGCAGCAGCAGCACGAAAGGUGGCGGACGUUGCUGCUGGAUAUGGGUGAUGAUGAUGAUGAUGAUGAUGUGUUGCUUGGUCGGGGCGGCCCAGCACGAGGGUACCGUCGAGCUUGCGAGAGCAGCACAGACCCCACGUUCCCAAGGGGUGGUGACCACGGCGGUGGUGGUGACGACAGCACUGCGUCGAGAGAGGCGAGGGAAGUCACCGCAGCGCCUGCGUUGACGUCAACAACUGGUGAUGUGGAUGUCCCCGUGUCUGUCGGUCCUGAAGCGGAUCAUGACGACGCAGUGGUGCUUGCAGCACCACGAGGCAAUGAUCGUCUUGGCGAUGGGGGAACCGAGACUGCAGGCAGAGAAGGUGGGGAUGGCGGUGCCUCCGGCGAGCAUGCGUCCUCCAGUGUGCUGUUGCGCGAGCAGCUGCUGCAGGCUGCGCGCGAUGAGCAGGAGGAGCAGCUGCGCCAACUCCGAGAGGAAGAGGCGCGCGCUCCGCGACUUCAAAUCGAUUUUGCUAUGCCAACCUUGCUCCCAGACACCGCCGAACAAGACCCGGCGUCACAAGCGGCAGGCCGGUCUCCUGAUGCACAGCAACAACAGCAGCAGCAACAACAGCAGCAACAGCUGCCUUCUUGGGGAACCAGUUCGCUCGAAUCCAAGGAUGGUCGUCCCGUCAGUCCACGGGAAUCCAUCAUCCAGCUAGGGCGUCCAGGCCAACGGAUCAACAUCAUGGUGCUGAGGGCCAAUACAACGCUGUACGACAAGUUGGAGCUGACCCGCCAUGGAAUCCUGCGGUACGUGCAGCAAGCAGUUCGCUCGGAUGUGAUUCACAUUAGGGACGAGCUUGACAGACUGCUCCUCGAAGCAGAAACGGAAGCAGCACACCACCUCGCACAACAACAGCAGGAGCAACAACAACAGGGCAACAAUGGCACCGGAAUAGCAGCAGCGCGAUUCAGCCAACCGGAACAGCAGGAUCAGCAACACGAGGAGCAGCGGUCCCCGCGUCAACGAAGGCGUCGAAGACAACAACAACAACAACAACAACAACAAGACCCGCAACAACAACAGCAGCAGCAGCAACAGCAACAGCAACGACAGCAAUCACAACAACCAUCGAAGCGAGCAUCGUUGCAACAUCAGCAACGAAGCCAGCUGGAGACAGGGGGCACGCCUGGUAGAGGGCGAAUGGGGCGGCGCGUGCCGCGUACACGGCGUCGCAGCGUGUCGCUCGCACGCGAGCCCGUGAUCAUGGGUCGCCGGUUCCAGCUGCACCAGCGCGACGUGCGGCAGCUCGACUUCUCCACAUCGCGGUCGGGGGAGCCGUUCAUUGGCGUGCGACAGCUGGUCAUAUUGGUCAAGCUGCCGCCCUACCACGCGCUGAUUCUGAAGGACCGGUGCUUGCUGCUGCUCCCGUUUGGCGCUGACAGCAUGAUUGAGCCGCUGUUUCGCCGACUGCCGCUCAAGACGGACGAGCAGACGCCGUUUGAGUUUCGCGCGCUGGACACGUUUAUGGACGUGGUGGUGGAGCAGGCACAGGCGUCCCUGCGCUCGCUGGAACCCAAGGUUGCCGAUGCACUGCACGCGCUUCGCAAGCUGUCCACGACACGGGAGCUCGACUCCCUGCGCGUGUGCAAGAAUGAGGCGAGCGAGCUUGAGGCGUCACUGAGGCGCGUGCAGCGUGCGCUGGGCGAUGUGCUUGAGGACGACCAGGAGAUGCUGUACAUGCACCUGACGCGCAUGUGCACCAAGCCGGAGGAGUUUGAGGAGGGCAUGGACGGCUCCACGGUCCAGCACACGCUGAUUGAGGAGAGUGAGUCGCUGAUUGAGACGUACUUGCAGGAUGUCAACGACCUGCUGCAGCACUUGCAGCUCUUGUCCCAGCGCAUCACCAGCACAGAGAGUCUGGGCGGUUACAAACACGGCAUGAAUCUGACAAAUGGGCACGAGCAGUCGCAGCUGUGGUUUAACGGCGUCAUCAUUGUCACUGUCAUCAUCCUCGUUGUCCUCUUCCUCAUCGCCUUUGUCAUCUUGCGAAGAGCAGGCCUCUUCAACCUCUAG